Messenger RNA from Halichondria panicea, 930 nucleotides. RefSeq names its product ras-related protein Rab-3-like. The coding region runs from base 109 to 831 and encodes 240 amino acids. Gene Ontology annotation, biological process: protein localization to plasma membrane; protein secretion; regulation of exocytosis. The transcript is spliced from 3 exons. Gene Ontology annotation, cellular component: synaptic vesicle; endosome; plasma membrane. NCBI's taxonomy places the organism in Eukaryota, Metazoa, Porifera, Demospongiae, Suberitida, Halichondriidae. The record is from RefSeq and is a predicted model, not a curated record. Gene Ontology annotation, molecular function: GTP binding; myosin V binding; GTPase activity.
UGAUCAUUACCUAAUAUUUAUAUUCAUACGUACAUAUGUUCUUUUUUGGAGGACUCACUACAUAAUUAUAAAUCGACACGAGCUAGCUAGCUAGCUAGCUCGAGCUAGAUGGAUGAGCCAAAAUUCGGUCGCGUGUUCAAGGUGCUCUUUGUGGGAGACUCAAAAGCUGGGAAGACCACGUUCCUAAUGCGCUACUGUGACAGCACCUUCACCAGCAGAUUUGUACCUACAGUUGGUAUUGACUUCAAAGUUAAAAUCCUGGACAGGUAUAUCUAUGAUGAGAAGAUCAAGCUCCAGUUGUGGGACACAGCGGGACAGGAAUGCUAUUUACGUAUAACUACAGCCUACUUCCUAGGGGCAAAGGGGUUUGUCCUUAUGUUUGACCUCACUAGUCAAGAUUCAUUCCAAUCAGUCAGGAAAUGGAUGACCCUAAUUAGUGACUUGACUUCGAACAAUCCUAAAGUAAUUCUAGUGGGGAACAAGUCUGAUCUGACUGAGAGCAGAGUGAUCACCAAGGAGCAAGGCAUGGAUCUGGCCCAGUCACUGGGCAUAGAGUACUUUGAGACGAGCGUCAAAGAUGACACAAAAGUAACGGAAGCUGUCGACAAACUCGUUACAUUGAUUUGCAGUGCUACAACUAAGCCAACUGAAGUACCCAUAACUACUAUGUUUAGGCCGCCUGAAAAUUCAAGCAUGCAGCUGCUCGAUUAUGAUCGUCAAAUGGCUGAACUGCGGAAUAGGAGGAAAAGCAAGGAAAUUUUCCACCAGGGUACAAUUGUGUUCGUUGGGUGUGCAUGUGCCAUUCUUUUUUGUGCUUAUUACUUCAAAUAGAGACCAUUUUCCAAUUAUAUAAUUUAUUGAGUGGCCUUGCAUGGCGCCAGUUUUAAUUCCAAUUUCUGCUAUUUUUGACAGAAAUUUGUUUUUUUGUGU